AUGGCCAUCACUCACGGUAUAACUAACAACAUAUUGGACAUAGAGGAGGGUUACGCUAUCAUCGAAGCAUAUUUAGAGAGCCGGCCGUACGUGGCCGCGGACCAUCUGACCGUGGCGGACAUCUCGCUCGGCUCUACCACAGCUGCGCUGCAGGGGAUCCACGCUUUGGACGCUAAUAAGUUCCCAAAGACAAGAGCGUGGUUGGAGCGUCUGUCCAGAGAAAGCUACUUCAAGGAGAUCAACACACCGGGCGCCGCCUUGUUGGCCAAGAUGCUCAGACACUUCUGGAAACAGAAUAAUAAAGAAUGAUUCAACUGC
Cydia amplana is the source of this 318-nucleotide messenger RNA. RefSeq names its product glutathione S-transferase D7-like. The transcript has 3 exons. Gene Ontology annotation, molecular function: glutathione transferase activity. The record is from RefSeq and is a predicted model, not a curated record. Bases 1 to 309 code for a protein of 102 amino acids. Lineage: Eukaryota; Metazoa; Arthropoda; Insecta; Lepidoptera; Tortricidae. Gene Ontology annotation, biological process: glutathione metabolic process.